ACCAGCACGCAGACGUCGGCCCUGUCCUCGACGCAGCAGUCGCCAACCAGCAAGAUUGUCCCGCCAGCGCCGAAACCCGUCAAGGCGCCCUCAACCGAGGCUUUUCUGAAGGACUUCACCCUGGUGGCCGAGGCGGCCAAGCGGGCGCAGAUGGCUGUGCUUAUGCGGGAUCUUGACGGCGUCAAGCUG
Messenger RNA from Parathielavia appendiculata, 189 nucleotides. RefSeq lists its product as uncharacterized. The record is from RefSeq and is a predicted model, not a curated record. The transcript has a single exon. The annotation marks the transcript as partial. NCBI's taxonomy places the organism in Eukaryota, Fungi, Ascomycota, Sordariomycetes, Sordariales, Chaetomiaceae.